GAAUCAAAGAGAAAAAAUAAAUAAAGAAGAAGCAGUAAUUGAUAAUUUAUUAUCACAUUAUGAAGCAGAAUCACACUUUAAAGGUUUAUUUCCUGAUUGGCUAGUAGAAAAGUGUAAAAAUAAUCAUUUUUACUCUACUCAAAUAUCAGAACUUUCAUCAUCAUCUCCAA
Messenger RNA from Funneliformis geosporum, 170 nucleotides. The record is from the annotation of a GenBank genome assembly. NCBI's taxonomy places the organism in Eukaryota, Fungi, Glomeromycota, Glomeromycetes, Glomerales, Glomeraceae.